Messenger RNA from Poecilia reticulata (guppy), 1696 nucleotides. RefSeq names its product GTPase IMAP family member 7-like. The record is from RefSeq and is a predicted model, not a curated record. Gene Ontology annotation, molecular function: GTP binding. Lineage: Eukaryota; Metazoa; Chordata; Actinopteri; Cyprinodontiformes; Poeciliidae.
GUUCAGACUUACGCAAAGCGCUUUUGAAGUUGAACGCUGAUCAAGACUUAAUCUGAACAGACGUUUUGUCCAGCAUGUCCCAUCAAAGGCCACUUUACACCAACAGUGCGAUAAGAAGGCGUUGGGGAGCUGUAUCAAAUCACCAAGACUGGUUUGAGGCCCAGAGACUUAGGUCUCUUGUGGAAACGGCGAGAGCAAGACGGAUGGAGGAGAACCAAAAGGUAGUUUCCUUGCAGAGAGAACUGGAUAAUAUGAAAUAUGAGUUGCAGAAGGAGAAAAAUCUCAAGGACAUGUACAUCAAGAAGGGCAAAGAGAUGAAGAGAGAAUUACUGGCAGUGGAAAAGUUUACCAAUCCAGAGGCGCUCAACCCUGCCAUUAUCGCUUCCCAAGUACACAGCGACAUAAAACGCAAGAGCAAAAGGCUGCUGCAGCAGGACUUGGAGCAACUGAAGGUUGCUCAUAUUGUCAAAGAGGAAGAGUUUAUGUCRCAGAUCCAGGCAGAAAAAAAGAAAAGCGACACCCUCCAACAAGAGCUGGACGAGAUCAAGGCUCGCUACGAAAAGCUUCAGUCAAAAUAUGAAGCCGACAUUCGUGAGGAGAAACUGCAGGUCAACACGGAUAUGUUUUAUGAAGAGAAACUCAAGCAGGACCAAAAGCUCUUUGAAAAUCUGAGAGAAGAGAAGAACAAUCUCCAAGAGCAAAUGUCCAAAGAGAUCGCCUGCCUGCAGGAAACGGAGAGAUGUCUGCAAAGUCAGCUGGAGCAGAUUACGGUUUCGUUCCAAGAACUCAGCCUGAGGUAUGAAGAAGAUGUUUCUGGACUGAGACAGAAAGCAGAAGGUUAUCARCUUGAGAUGAAUCAUGAGAAAGAAGCACAUUUGGAAAGAGAAAAGAAAGACCUUCAGCUUAUUAAGGAACUCAGAGCAGAAAAGGACAAUCUGAGUCAGAAAAUGGGACAAGAGUUCUCUUCCCUGCAGCAAUCCAAAGAGGCAAGAAAACAUCUCCAAAGUGAACUGGAGCAGAUCAAAGUUUCUUACCAGGAACUUAAAAUUAGAUAUAAAGAAGAACUUUCUGCUCUAAGAGAGCAAGAUCCAAUAUAUCAGCAGGGGACAGAGAAAGAGAUGGAAGCUUAUUUACAGAAAAUAAUGAGCAACCUCAAGAUUAUCAACGAACUUGGAGCAGAGAAGGACGAUCUCCAAAAAUUCCUGGCUGACUUCCAACAAAUGUACUGUGGCUGUGAGAUUGAUUACAAAACGGAGCUGGAACAUCUGAAAACUGAGCUUCAAGAAAGAGAUGAGUUAGGACCUCCCAAAAGAAAAGUGGCAAAGCGUCAAGAACCAAAUGAGAAAGACGCUGCUCCUGUAAACAACAUCUCUGACCCGGCAUCCAAGGAUUUGGUCCGUCUCUUUGAGGAAACCCCGUCAGAGGACAUCGAGGUACCUGAUGCAUCUCCCGAAGAGCUAAAUCACUUUAUAGAAACAAUGACAGGCGCCUCAGCCAAAAGCUUCGGUUGGGGAAAAAAAGAAUUGACACACUUUGAGUCUCAGGAAACCACAAAAAUGGGAGAAACGCCAGGAGACUACUAAAAUACGCAACUAGAAAACAGUGUGCAGACAAACUGAGGAUUGUCCUGCUGGGGAAAACUGGGUCUGGGAAGAGCAGCCUGGCCAACACCAUCUUGGAGAAGGACGUUUUCGAA